UUUUUAUUAUAUAUAAUAAAGUAUCCACAUUGAAUAAACUAUGUCCAAACAAUUAAAUAGUGUUGGUGUGCUUCCAAUUUUCACAAACUCUACUGCUCAAACCAAUCAAUCAUCAUAUAUAUCACCAAACACAUAAGUUCUUUUGUGUUGGAUUUCUAAUUUCUAAUUUCUCCCUCUAAGAGACAAUAAACACAAGUUUAGUGUUUGUGGUUUGUCUUGGUACAAAAACAUGGGUAGAAAGUGCUCACAUUGUGGAAACAUAGGACAUAAUUCAAGGACUUGUAAUUCUUUAAGAGGAAAUAAUAGUUUUGUUGGAGUUAGACUUUUUGGUGUUCAACUUGAUUUAUCAUCUUCUUGUGUUUCCAUGAAAAAGAGCUUUAGCAUGGAUUCUUUUCCUACUUCAUCUUCUUCUCCUACUUCUUCCUUUUCUUCCUCAAGAUUAAACAUUGAUGAUAAAACCUCUAUUGGUUAUCUUUCAGAUGGUCUUAUAGUUCGAACACAAGAAAGGAAAAAAGGAGUUCCAUGGACGGAAGAAGAACACAGAAAAUUUCUUGUUGGACUUGAGAAGCUUGGAAAAGGAGAUUGGAGAGGUAUCUCUAGAAACUAUGUGACUACAAGAACACCAACUCAAGUUGCAAGCCAUGCUCAAAAGUACUUUAUUCGACUUGCAACUUUAAAUAAGAAGAAGAGACGUUCUAGCCUCUUUGACAUGGUUGGUAGCGGCAAAUCCAAAUGUGAAGCUCAUGAAAAGGAUAAUGCAACUUUGUCACUACUAAUAACCUCACUUCAACAACAAACCAAAUCAACUCAUGAGAUUGAAGAAGCUGAAGAAACAGAAGAUGAAGUUGUGCCUGAUUGGUUACAUCCUCUAACAAAGUCUUUAAAUAUGACAUUGGUGAUACCAAAUUCUUCAAAUUCAACAACACCUGAGCUUGAGCUAAGUCUUGCAGUAAUUCCUAAGUCAAAUAAGACCAUGGAACAACAAGAUAAAACAUCUAAGAGUUCAUUUCUUAAUGGGCCAAUUAGUGUGACUUAAUUACUUAGAAUAAACUAUAUAUAUUAUAUAAAAAAGUUUAUAUAUGAGAGGUGUAUCUUAAUUUUUUGUUUCAUUUAUUGUCGACUAUAUAUCAACUCAUGCAGAAGAAUAUGAUCUAUUGAUCAUAGAAACAUAUAUAUUUUUCUUAA
Molecule: messenger RNA, 1185 nt
Organism: Trifolium pratense (red clover)
Lineage: Eukaryota; Viridiplantae; Streptophyta; Magnoliopsida; Fabales; Fabaceae
Product: transcription factor KUA1
Exons: 3
Coding region: 230-1036 (268 amino acids)
Biological process (GO): response to auxin; response to gibberellin; response to ethylene
Molecular function (GO): zinc ion binding; DNA binding
Source: RefSeq, a predicted model, not a curated record